This is a messenger RNA of Microthlaspi erraticum, 540 nucleotides long. NCBI's taxonomy places the organism in Eukaryota, Viridiplantae, Streptophyta, Magnoliopsida, Brassicales, Brassicaceae. The record is from the annotation of a GenBank genome assembly.
AUGGAAUCCUACAAGGAGCUCACUUGCGAGUUCUUAGCUUCAAUGAGGUACCACAUGUAUGAUGAGGAAGAUAGAGCUGAUUUGGACCAAGGAUUGGGAUGGAUCACGUUCUUGGCUAAGGGAGAGAAGAGAAUGGUGACCUUUAGGCAGCUUGGAAUCUUGUUUGGGUUCAACUAUGGAGAAGGUACCAAGUGGAACUUCAAGGAAAAGGAACUCCAAAGGGUUUGGGCUACAAUCGCUGAUGGAGCCUACAACACUAGCAUCAACGAGGGAGGCGCUAAGUGUUGGAGGGCUCAUCACCCUAUCUUGUGUGCUGCUGGAGUGAACCCAACUGAUAGGAGAGCCACUGAACCAGGUUGGAUGGACAUCAAGUUUUGCAAGACCAACCUUCUCAUUGAGCACAAGGAGUUGGAUGGGAGAUUCCAAUUCAAGUUCACACAUCCAUUGGUUGGACCCUCCAAGCUUCUCCUGCCCAACCCAGAGCUCACCACAGUAGUAAGGGGUGAGAACAUUGACUUCAGACCCCCUGUGUACACUUAG